Messenger RNA from Hydractinia symbiolongicarpus, 5743 nucleotides. RefSeq lists its product as uncharacterized. NCBI's taxonomy places the organism in Eukaryota, Metazoa, Cnidaria, Hydrozoa, Anthoathecata, Hydractiniidae. The record is from RefSeq and is a predicted model, not a curated record. Gene Ontology annotation, molecular function: protein kinase activity; ATP binding. The transcript has 37 exons. Bases 270 to 4712 code for a protein of 1480 amino acids. Gene Ontology annotation, biological process: protein phosphorylation.
CAUAAUAUCAUGGGAAAAUAAUUAUUUCUGCAUAUGGUUAACUUCUUGAGAACUAAUUUUUUUACUGAAACUUUCUUCUGGUUUAGCCACUAAAAACUCAACCGUGGAAUUAAAAAUGCGUAUGUGGAAAAAAAAUUAUUCUUUUAUAACUUUAACUUUGAAUUUGUUGUUUAGAUAUUUUAUUAAAAAACUUUUUUGACUUCCAACAUGGUUACUUGACUGAUAUUUAUUGCUACAUAGAAUGACGCUGGGAGGCCAGUGUGGUUGACAUGAAUAGUCCUCGUGACACCUUCUUAUCCGACAAUGAGCACAUGCCACAUACUAGUUCUGUUGAUUUACAAAAUGCUGACACCUCUGCACAUUCAGAUUUUAAUUCUAAUGAUCUCAAACUAAUCGAUCACAGCACACCUACACCGCUAGAAGAUGAUGAAGUUUUUCAGGUUAUUAAAAUUGCAGACAAACCAGAUGAAAAUGAGAACAUCGAAGUUGAACACUUUACAGGAAAAACAGUUGAUUCUCGUCUUGUGAUUGUCUCAUGGAAAAUUCGCCAGUUCUCAUUGUUAAAUAGAGCUUUAAAGCCUGGUGUGAUUAUUUUCCAAUACAAAGCUGAUGCGAGUCUACAGUCUAUAUUGACAGAUGUCAAAGAGUUGCUAAAGGGAGAGAAAUGUGUUAGCUUAGCAUUUAUAUGUCAUGGAAAUCCAGGCAGUUUAACUAUCUGCAAAGAGCAGAUCCUGUCAUACCACAAUAUUGAUGAUACUACAAUAAAAGAUUUCUUUAAUAAUCUCAUCAGUACCGUGAUUGAACGUUCAAAUCCUAAUGCUCACUUAGAUCUCUUGUCCACCUCACUUGUUUUGUCAGGAGAUGGGCAGUUUGUAGUACAAGCAUUGCAGGAUUACAUUCAGAUUCCUGUCAUUGCAAGUAAAGAUAUCUUGGGUUCUGACAUAAAAAGAAAUGACAUAAACUUAAGUAAUGUUGGAGAAUUGUAUUUUAAUGCCAACCUUCUGAGAACUUGGUCUGGCUCAGGUAGUCAAUCAAUCAGUAACUAUGAAAAAAUUAGAACUAUUGGCAGAGGUGCAUAUGGUACGGCUGUGCUAUACAGAAAAAAGGACGACGAUUCUUUAGUUGUUUUGAAAGAGAUAACAAUAAUUGAUUUAAAUGCCACUGAACGUCAAGCUGCAAUGAAUGAGGUAAAAGUUUUAAGUAUGUUGAGUCAUCCGAACAUUGUAAGUUAUUAUGACAGUUUUGAUGAAGACGGCAUUCUAUGGAUUGAAAUGGAAUAUGCUGAUGGCGGUACACUACACGAGUUUCUGGCAAAACAAGAAAGUGACUUGGAAGAAAAAGAGAUAUUGAUCAUGUUCUCGCAGAUGGUGUCUGCUCUGAAGUAUUGCCAUGACAACAACAUACUACACAGGGAUUUGAAAACCCAGAACAUAUUUUUAACGCAAGAAGCGAAAGUAAAAUUGGGAGAUUUUGGCAUUGCAAAAAUAAUGACAACUCAUAAUGCUGGUAAUUUUACAGUUGUUGGCACACCAUACUACAUCUCUCCUGAAAUGUGUGAGGGAAAGCCUUAUGAUAGCAAAAGCGAUAUUUGGGCUUUAGGCUGUAUAUUAUACGAAAUGGCAAACUUGACAAGAACAUUCGAUGGAACCAACUUGCCAGCCCUGAUUACUAAAAUUGUGAAGGGUACUUUUGCACCUAUCAAAGAAACUUAUACCCCAGAAUUUCGCCUUUUGGUUCGAGAUUUGCUUCAGAAAGAUCCAACAGCAAGACCUAAUACUGAAGAAAUCUUGUUUAACAGACUUGCCGAGUUAUUGCAACGUUAUGAUGACUGUGAUGAGAAGUCAGACAGUCAACCGCCAGUAAACUAUGGCAGAACAAGAUCCUUGCUUUAUUAUUGUGAUGUUAGUGCUAUGCAGUUGUACCCAAUUUUUGAUUUACCAGUCAAAAUACAAAUUGCAGAGGUUUCAAUUGGCUUAGGACAUAUUGUUGGAGUUAGCAUUGAACGUGGUAUAUACACCUGGGGAGAUAACAGUUAUGGCCAACUAGGCCAUGGUGAUCUUGAACCAAGAGAAAAUGCUACUGAGGUGGUUUUACUCAGAGGAAAAUCUGUUGUUAGGUCGUCCUGUGGAGAUUACUUCUCUACAUUUUUGAGUGAUAAUGGACUAGUGUUAACAUGUGGUCAGGGUGAAUAUGGAUGUUUGGGACAUGGAGAUUGGAACACACUUACUCGACCAAAACUUGUUGACGAGUUACUUACCCUCGAUAUUGUGUCAUUGACCACUGGUUCAUACCAUCUUGCAGUUACUACAGCUGAGGGUGAAGUGUACACAUGGGGUUGUGGUGAAGAUGGACGACUGGGACAUGGGAAUGAAGAGAACUAUUCAGUUCCAACUAAAGUGAAAUUCGUCACAGAGCAUGUUUUUAUUAAAGUUGCACAUUGUUCAAGUGAUGGUACUGUGUUCAUCGCUGAUACAGGCUCAAUGUUUGCAUGUGGAAGAAAUCAAGGCAAUAAGCUUGGUUUAAAUCCGCGCCAAGGUUUUCUUUUUCAGUUCAGGUCAAGAUCUAGUAAAAACACAGUGGAGCAUGUAAAGGUCCCUACACUCAUUAAAGAUUUGUGCAAGUAUCAAAUUUCAGAUAUACAAUUUGGUGCAACGCAUAUUGCUAUGAUUAACGAGCAAGGUCGCUUGUAUACAAAUGGCAGCAACACAGAAGGUCAGUUGGCGUGUGGCAACACAAAACCAAGAGAAACAAUUUCAGUUGUGAAAGGUUUUGAAGAUGGUGUAUCUACUAUUGCAUGCGGCUCCACCUUCUCACUUGCUGGUGUGCAAGAAACGAUUGGCCAGAAUACGGUCAAUUCGGUCUAUUUUUGGGGUACAAAACCAAGCUUAAAGAGAAGUAGAACAGUUUCUUCAAGUGAUUCGUUUAACAUUAGUAGGUCUGGCAAGCAUAGAAAAGUAUCAAUGGCUGUUGAAGACGACAGCAGUUCAAUCAGCGAUGUUGAAGCUGGCUCUUCACGUAAUGACUCUGACUCUUCAUUUGUUGUGUCAUCGAGGAAAACGAGCACUGUAGACUCAGCUCGGAGAUCAGCUGAAAGACGGUCAGCUGGUAGCGAGUCAUCCCGUGCACGAGCAAGGACUAUUUUUGACGAGAUUGGUGACGUGGAAGAAAAUGAAACUCGUAGAAUGUAUCUCAAGAAUUUGUUCAAAGGUUCCAACAUGCAAACAUUAAAUUUAGUGUCGAAAGAAAAUGUCCCCGUGGUUACUCCACAGUUGGCAUUCAAGUUUAAAUCUAUUGGUGGCAUAGAGGGUUACAGUGAGAAUGAAGAAUUCCCUGUUGUUCUGCAAGAAAUCAAAUGUUUCAACGAUCACGUUGUUAUCCACUUGGAAACGACAGCUCCACCGCCUAAGAAAAAGAAGUCACUACGUCAGAAGAGUUUCGAUAGCUCUUAUUCAAGUGCAAACAGUAAUGCAAAAGAGGAAAGUUCUGAAAAUUCAGAAAUGGAAACAUCUGGAGAAAUUCCGACGUGGAUUAAAAAUGAACUCGAGGAAGGCAUCGUGGUUUCUGAUGGAAGCAGUAAGAUAAAAGUUGAGAAACAACCUGUGUAUGUUGACAGCGGUCACGCUAGUGAUGACGAAGAAAAUGACGAGGUUGAUGUUGAAAUGAAGUUCCAGCCGGUUCGAAGUCGAUCAUUUGAUUCUAUGUCUCGUCGCAGCAGUGUCAAUGCUCAAAGUAGGGAUCCAAACUUUAAUAUUGUACCGAAAUUGAAAAAGAUGGGUUCGUUGCUUAAAAUACAGGAGGAAGCGUCAACUGAAACGAAAAUAAUCGACGGGGUUGCCAUCACGUCAUCCAUUGCUGAAGUGGACAGCCCACGUGUUGCUGACAACGACGAAAAUAAUAAUUUGGAUCCAUUGUCAGUAACCCAAGUGUUUCCUCUCCCAACGAGCUCAGUGUCACCGGAUUUGAAGAGAAAACCGAAUGCUCAAGUGAGUGCAAGAAGCUCAGAUGAAGUUGAAUACACUACUGUUAAGAAAAUUAACCUGAAAAAUCCGAAUUCAGCUGAAGCAGAAAGGAAAAAAAUACCUAAAGAGAAACCGGUCCAAAGUAAAGCAAGAUUAAAAAGAACACAACAGAUCAGAACGAACAACGCGUACGUACAUAAAACACUAUACAGGCCCCAGGACAGAAAUAUUAAAGAGAAAAGAGUACAGCAAGAAAGAGUUUCAUCAGCGAGUGACGCUGAUGAUCGAAAAGAUAAAAAGAGAGUAAAACCAAUGUCGAAAAAAGAAGACGAGGAAAAGAAACUCAUUGAAGAGAUUCAAAGGCAGGCGAAAGUAUCUGAAGAGAAACUGAGAGAAGAGAUACAAAAAAUACAGGAAGAAAAAGAAGAGCGAGAAGUAGCGUUGAAGAAAAUGCACGACCUUCAACUUCAACAACGUGAAGAGUUGAAUAAAAAGCAGGAACAAGAAGCAAAGAAAAGAGAGCAAAUAUUGAAGAAUGAAAUUCACGAACUGAAAAGUGAUCUGAAUAACCAAAACAGUAAACUUCAAGAUAACUACAACAUUUUGCUGUCGUUGCAAGAGCAGUUACUACGUAUGCAACAGAGUCAAAUAAAACCUUCACCAUUAGAAAAGCAGCAUGUGCAACCAUUAAAAGAAAAUCCGAAAGAAGCUUCCCACAAGUCACCAAAAAGCUCAGUAUGUCUAAUCAUGUAGAUGGCGAAAAAACGCAAUAUCAGAAUGGGUGACACGUGUGGGUGCUUAUAUGGUGCGCAUAAAAACUCGGUGUGAAUGACAAUGUAGUACACAUAAACAUUAGAACCCAGCAGAUACGCAUUUUGCUUUUCAGUUUUUGAAGGAAGCUAUCUAUAUUUGAAAGAAAAGCAGAGAAACUAUGAACGCAGAACAAAUGAAGAAGUCAAACUGAUUAUCAGAAUGGGAUGUCACAUAUGUCGUCUCUUCUUUGCAGAGUUUUUUAUAUACGUUUUUCAAUAUUUAUUACAAAAUGAUACAUACAUUUUUACACAAUAUGUGCAAGAUUUUUAGGUUAACAUAUUCUAAUAUAUAUUUCGUGCACCGUCAAUUUAUUUUCGGUGUUUUUAGCUUCGGGUUUUAAAUAGUAGACAUGUGUUUUCGACAACACAUCGGAUAGUUUAUUCAUUUUUACAAAUACAGAUAAAAAACAGUUUCUUGAGCAACUCGCUUUAGAAGCUCGUUUUUCACUGGCCCUUAUUUAACACGUGGUUAAGCAUCAAAAAAUCCAAUUAUCACUUAUAUCUAAAAACAAAAACACGAUUUAACGCUGGAAAGGACGACUUAUUUUAAGUUGUUCUGUUUUGAGGCUUGGCUUAUUUUGGUAUUUUUUUUAAAUGAAAUUUACCGUGUUCUGUUCUUUUAUGUAUAUUAUAUAUAAUAUAAAUAAACUCAGCAAUUAUUUAUUAGUGAGGCUUUUUAUUAUCGAUGUAAAUUUUGUUUAUUUUUAAAACGUUAUAUGUCAGGUGUGAUUUUUCUGUAUGAAUAUAAAAGUGUCCGAAAACUCUCAGUUUUGUGAGACAAGGAAAAGUCGAGGUUUUGUUUCAGGUAAUCGAGAAUGAAUUAUGUUAAUCGUUACACCGAGGUAGAAGUCUAAAGAAUUUGUCAAUAAAAACUUUUCAUCUUGACAGAGUCCCGCGUUGUGGCAUGUAAAUAUGUGGAAGAUUUAUUGUGCAUUGUAAAUAAUAAAUAACGUAAACAAACAAACAAUCAAA